This is a messenger RNA of Capronia epimyces CBS 606.96, 975 nucleotides long. Its product is annotated as iron-dependent peroxidase. The transcript has a single exon. Gene Ontology annotation, cellular component: cytosol. Gene Ontology annotation, molecular function: heme binding; peroxidase activity. The coding region runs from base 1 to 975 and encodes 324 amino acids. Lineage: Eukaryota; Fungi; Ascomycota; Eurotiomycetes; Chaetothyriales; Herpotrichiellaceae. The record is from RefSeq and is a predicted model, not a curated record.
AUGGCGAGCCGGGUUCCCAUCGAGCCACAGCGGGUGGACGCGCCGCUGACCCAAUCGGCGACGUUUCUCGUGGUGAGCAUCAACCACUCGCGGGCGGGCGCGGUCAAGACGGUGCGGACGACGCUGGCGCGACUGGCCGACCUCAGCAAGAACGUGGCGAUCCGCGAUCUGGCGGCGUCGUUUGCCUGCACGGUCGGCAUCGGCAGCGAGGCCUGGGAGUCGGUGACGGGCGGGCUGGCGCGGCCGGCGGAACUCCGCCCCUUCACGCCGAUCCGGGGAGCGGUGCACACGGCGAUCGCGACGCCGGGCGACCUGCUCUUCCACAUCCGCGCGGACCGGCGCGACCUGUGCUUCGAGUUCGAGCGGCAGCUGAUGGACCUGUUGGGCGACGCCGUGGCCGUGGUCGACGACACCAUCGGCUUCCGCUACUUCGACGUGCGCGAUCUUCUGGGCUUUGUCGACGGCACCGCGAACCCCGUCGGCACGACCGCCGUCGACCACUCCAUCCUCGUCACGCAACAAGACGACCCGGCCGCGGCCGCCGUCGCCGCCGGCGGCAGCUACGUCGUCGUGCAGAAGUACCUGCACGACCUGCCGGCCUGGCGCGCCCUGUCCACCGAGCGGCAGGAAGCCGUCAUCGGCCGCACCAAGCUGGACAACAUCGAGCUGGACGACGCGCCGGCCGGCGCCCAGGCCGCGCACAAGACGCUCGCCACGGUCCAAGACGACGACGGCACCGAGCACUCGAUCCUGCGCGACAACAUGUCCUUUGGCAACCCGGCCGCCGGCCAAUUUGGCACCUAUUUCAUCGGCUACUCGCGCCGGCUGUGGGUGGUGGAGAAGAUGCUCAACCGCAUGUUCGUCGGCGUCCCCGCGGGCCUGCAUGAUCGCAUUCUCGACUUUUCUACUCCUGUCACCGGUACCACCUUCUUUGCUCCCGCCGCCAGCGUCCUGGCCGGUCUGGACUCGGAUUGA